This is a messenger RNA of Chenopodium quinoa (quinoa), 888 nucleotides long. Its product is annotated as aminotransferase ALD1-like. Lineage: Eukaryota; Viridiplantae; Streptophyta; Magnoliopsida; Caryophyllales; Amaranthaceae. Gene Ontology annotation, biological process: systemic acquired resistance, salicylic acid mediated signaling pathway; L-pipecolic acid biosynthetic process. The record is from RefSeq and is a predicted model, not a curated record. Gene Ontology annotation, cellular component: chloroplast. The transcript is spliced from 3 exons. Gene Ontology annotation, molecular function: L-lysine:pyruvate alpha-transaminase activity; pyridoxal phosphate binding. The coding region runs from base 1 to 888 and encodes 295 amino acids.
AUGACAUAUCUCAACCCUUUUGUUGAUCAGGCCUAUGUUGAUUCAAGUGUUAUAAUAGGCCAAGCCAGCAAAUUUCAAGAACAAACAGGAAAGUACAAUAACAUUGUGUACAUGAGCAGUGGCCCUGAAAACAAUUUCUUUCCAGAUUUGAGCAAUACUCCUAGAACAGAUAUCAUUUUCUUUUGCUCUCCUAAUAAUCCAACAGGCUAUGCUGCCUCUCGUCGAGAAUUAGAGCAGCUUGUUGAAUUUGCAAAGAUUAAUGGCUCAAUUAUAAUCUUUGAUUCUGUAUAUGCAACUUAUAUCUCGGAUGAUAGCCCUCGAUCAAUCUUUGAAAUCCCCGGUGCCAAGGAGGUUGCUAUCGAAGUAUCUUCUUUCUCAAAGCUCGCCGGGUUUACAGGAGUAAGAUUGGGAUGGACAGUAGUUCCCAAAGAUUUAUGCUACUCAAGUGGCUUUCCAGUUAUUAAUGAUUAUGACCGAAUUGCAUGCACCUGUUUUAGUGGCGCCUCUAACCUUGCUCAAGCCGGUGGCCUAGCGUGCCUUUCUCCACAGGGCUACAAGGCCUUACAAUCUACAAUCGAUUAUUACAUGAAGAAUGCUGAAAUGUUGGCUGAUACAUUUAAAUCAUUCGGAUUAAAAGUGUAUGGUGGUCAAAACGUACCAUAUCUGUGGGUUCAUUUUCCAGGCUCAAAAUCUUGGGAUAUUUUCAAUCAGAUUCUUGAGAAAACUCAUAUAUUAACAGUUCCAGGCAGGGGAUUCGGUAACAAAGGUGAAGAGUUCAUUCGAGUUAGCGCCUUUGCUCCCAGAGACUCUAUUUACGAAGCAUCCAUGAGGCUAACUAACUAUUUUAGUGAAACAACUCCAAAGAAGCUAUUAAUGAAGCUUCCAUGA